This is a messenger RNA of Drosophila ficusphila, 2695 nucleotides long. RefSeq lists its product as uncharacterized. The record is from RefSeq and is a predicted model, not a curated record. The coding region runs from base 698 to 2551 and encodes 617 amino acids. Gene Ontology annotation, molecular function: monocarboxylic acid transmembrane transporter activity. The transcript is spliced from 5 exons. NCBI's taxonomy places the organism in Eukaryota, Metazoa, Arthropoda, Insecta, Diptera, Drosophilidae.
UAAUCAGAAUUUUCGGCGAAAUCAAAUCACAAUCAUUCUAUCGCUAUCCAACUUCGGUGACCCCGUUUUGGGUCGACCGCCCACCAGGUGGCCACGGAUGUGAAGUACUCAUCGCCCGUCACCCAAUGCCCGGUGCCUAGGGUGACUAUUUAUCUGCUCCAACUGGUUCUGGUGGCCAUAAACAUAAUCCUCCGCUGACGCCGCUGCUCGCCAACUGAAUUGCAGGCAAACGCUUUACAUAUCUGACGUUAAUCUCACGGAUACACGGCUACACGGCCACUCAGAUACACACAGAACAGAAACACAGCUGCGCAGAUACACUUGUGCAGUGUGCUGUGGACACAGAUAUCACUGUAUCUGGAUAUCUGGAUCCAUCGUGAUAAGAGCCCCGAUGUUAUCAGCCUGCCUCUCCGGCUCUCCGGUUCUCCGAAGUCUCCCACACUCUCGAUCCAAGCUCGUGUGGGUGUAUUGUUCGCCAUUAUCUAAACGGUUUUCGGUGGGGUUUCGGGUUGAAUGAUGAAUGCCAACGGCUAGACGGAGCGCACACACAAAUUCCAAAUUCCCAGCGAACGGAUUCGGAUCAACUGCAGCCAGUUUAGCCAGGUGGUUGGCUAGUCCAAACAACAGAAAUCACAUCCAUCGGCAAAGAGCAACUGAAGUUCCAAUAAAGUUUAAGCAAAGCCAUCUAGAUAUCUAGAUGGCAACCUCAGCGAUGAGCGGGGUGGGCGUUGGCGUGGGCGUGGCCAGCUCGAGUCCAGUGCGAAGAUCCACCGCCAGAGCCACAGCCGGAAUCCAAAGACGCCGGGUGGUCAAGAAGCACAUCCAACAGAAGUACAUGCUCUGCGGAUUUGCCAUACACGCUUUCCUUGCCACCCCCGCUUAUCUGUACGGCAAUGUGGUCGAAUCGGAUAAGGAUUUGGUGCUGAGGAUCUGGCCGGCGAUUGUUUACCAGGCCACCGGAGAGCUAUGUCGCUCCAUCAUGGAGCAUCUGGACACAGAGUACAGUGGCCGAUCGAGGGAGACGACCCAGUACCGAAAGGUCUUCCUCCUGGCCACGCUCAUCGCCUGCGUCUCGCUGAUGGUCAGCGGCAUCCUGUUCUCCUCCGCCUGGAUCGUGGUCACCACCACCACCCAGGUGGUGGCCAUCGUCUUCUACGGUUUUUUUGCGGGCAUUGGGUCCAGCUUGUACCUGUGGAAGACGCACGUGAUCCUGGAGGCAGUGCGUCCGCGGGAGGACAAGUACGUCCGGAAGACGAUCCACCUGUGCGGUGAGGCCUUCUGCCAGCUGUUCCUCUCGUUCGUGUUCACCAGCCUGAGGACUUUGUACGGCACCGCCCAGUCGAUUGUACUGAUGUCCGCGCUGCUGGUGAACCUCAUCCCGCUGAGCCUGAUCAUCACGAAGCACCGCGAGGAUGCCUUCACCACGAAGCGGAUUUCGGUGAUCAAGGCGGAGACAGGAUUCGCAGCACUGCCGCUGAGAGCCGCCCUGGCUGCGAAUUUGGUGGCGGAUCAGCUGGAUGGCCUGGAUACGCUCUCCUGGCGGAAUCCGGCCAACGAAAUGGUCGCCGCACCGGGGGCAGCCGUCGCUGCUGCGGUUGUGGAUACGCACAGCAAUUACAUGCUGGCCACGGAUGAAGCGUACGUUACGUAUGUCAAUCCCAACGGUGUGGAGAUCAUGGAGAUCAUUCCCGAGGAGGACGAAACGGUGUCCAUGAUGCGAUCGAGCAACGCCACCAUCGACAACUAUGCCAUGUCCGCUUCGCAGACGUCGCACAAGUCGCUGUCCAAUGGUCGGCUCUAUCCACUGGCGAACCAGUUCCCGCUUACCACCGGAACUGGAACCGCCACCGGAACCGGAAGCUCCUCGCCCCUGCCGCCCGAUUAUGCCAAUUUGCGCCGCUUUCGUCGAAUGUCGCGAGCGGUUACCUCGCAUCUGUGGUGGAAUCUGCUGGACAAGAUCGCAAUGCCGCUGCAGCAGGCGCUGAUGGUGCCGCAGCUGUACGCCACCACACUGCUCCUCUCCGCGGACAUCUUCAGCUACGUGAUGUGCCUCACAGUGCUCCCCGGACUGGCGGUCAGUCACCACGCCCUGAAGAACGCGGAGAUCCCCUUUCUCUUCUCCCUGCUGGCCUUCCCCUGGAUGUGCUUCUCCCUGAUGACGCCGCGUUUCGGGACGAGCCUGUAUAAGAGGAAGAUCCAGUGGCACACGAUGGGCAGCCUCGCCAAGUGCCUGGCACUGAUCUUCAUUAGCUUCUCCACCUCGAAGCUGCUGCUCAGCGUGUCCGCGGUGCUCCUGGGAUUUGGACAGGUGGUGACCGCCUUCCUGCAGGAGCUUGUCUUCCAAAUGGGAAUGACGCGGGCCAACUGGACGGCCAUUCGGCGACCGGUGCACUUUACCAAUGGUCUGUUGGUGCUCCUCUGGGGCGCCCUUGCCCAUUGGGUGGUGGAGCGGUACUCGUUCCAGGCCACCGUGGGAUUUGCCGGAGCCCUCUACGGAGCGACCACGUUGUUCUGGAACUUUCUCUUCUUCUGCUGCCAGGGAAAGGAUUGAGGAGCUAAAGAUCUAAAGGACCUGGACAAUUCGCGGGGAUCGCGGGGGAUGUGUGUUGCUGUUGUUGACGUUGUGGAAGAUCUGAAGGUGUUGUACUUGUGCAGUGAUAUUAAUAAAUAAACUAAUAAACUAUAAAUAAAGUAA